Molecule: messenger RNA, 2149 nt
Organism: Diospyros lotus (date-plum)
Lineage: Eukaryota; Viridiplantae; Streptophyta; Magnoliopsida; Ericales; Ebenaceae
Product: tRNA (carboxymethyluridine(34)-5-O)-methyltransferase
Exons: 3
Coding region: 537-1712 (391 amino acids)
Biological process (GO): tRNA wobble uridine modification
Cellular component (GO): nucleus; cytoplasm
Molecular function (GO): tRNA binding; S-adenosylmethionine-dependent methyltransferase activity
Source: RefSeq, a predicted model, not a curated record
GGGCCCAUUGCCCCAGGCCCAGCCGCCCACGGUCCACACCCCCUCCCCUUCCCCUUCUGCAAAGGUUCGCCGCUGCCCUAAACCCUUCUCCUUCUCUCGCUUUCACUGCCCUGCCUCUCUCGACUCUCGCUCCGUCACUCCCUCCGUCGCCCUCGCCCUCGCCUCUCGCUACUUCGUCGCUCGCACUCACCCUUGUGGCCGGUGGCUCGCUCUCCAUCGACCGUCGGUCCGUCGCUCACUGCCUCUCUCUCGCUCCGUCGCUUCGUCGCACGGUCGCAGUUUCGAACCCUCGCCGGCUCGCCCUCCGUCGCUUCGCUCGCCCUCGCCGCCGCCGGCUCGCCCUCGUGGCCGGUGUCUCGCUGCCUCGCUCUUGCCUCUUGCUCCGUGGCUCGCUGUUGCUGGUGGUGGCUCGCCGCCUCUCGAUUGCUGAUUGGCUCAUCAGAUUCAGUCUUUCAGAUCUGCUUUUCUUAAGCUCUUAACUACAGAACCCAGAUCUGCUUCAAGUUUCUGUGCAGGCUCACAACUAAUUAUUGUCUAUGCUUCAAACUGGUUGUUCUGAUGUUAGAAGAACAAGGAGAUUUCUUAAUGGAUGUUGGGUCAUCCUCUCUUCUCUUGUAAGCGCGUGUCAUCCAAAAACUUUCAGAAUGAUGAAUGAAGUCAAAGAGGAUAGUGCUUCUGGUCUUUGUACUCCUUGCUCUAAUGGAGAAGCUCACAUUGAGCAUACUAUAAUGACAGACCCAAACCAGAGAUGUUCAUCUUCAAGUGUUCAGUCCACCCCAGAGAUUGAAAAGAAGUAUGUUCACCGUGUUUAUGAUGCAAUUGCUCCCCAUUUCAGUUCCACUCGUUUCGCCAAGUGGCCAAAAGUAGCCACAUUUUUGAAUUCUUUGCCUCCUGGGUCUCUUGUCUUGGAUGCAGGAUGUGGAAAUGGGAAAUAUUUGGGAUUGAAUCCUGGUUGUUUCUUUAUAGGAUGUGACAUUAGCGCUCCUCUCAUCAAAAUUUGUGCAGACAGAGGGCAUGAAGUUAUGGUUGCUGAUGCCGUAAAUCUUCCUUACCGGAGUGGCUAUGGUGAUGCUGCUAUUUCUAUUGCUGUGUUACAUCAUUUAAGCACAGAGAAUAGGAGGAAAAAAGCAAUAGAUGAAUUAGUUCGGGUUGUUAAAAAGGGUGGUUUUGUGCUGAUUACUGUUUGGGCUGUUGAACAAGAGGAUAGAUCACUGGUUAACAAAUGGACUCCACUCACGCAGAAGUAUCUAGAGGAGUGGGUAGAACCAAGUAGCCCCCGGAUGCGCAUUUCUACCCCGUUCACCUUGGAAAGUAUCCCAGAAGCCGAGGAAAAUAAUUUGGGCGAACAUGUUGACUUGAAGGAGACUUAUUUGGGUAAGAAGUUGCCAGAAACUGUGCAGUUUUCUUCUCAAAUUAAAAAUCAUUCUGUCAUUUGUGGAAAUGGGAAAAAUGGUGAAAACCAGCAAGAAUUUUUUGUCCCUUGGCACUUACCUUAUCACCGUGCUGAAGUCAGUGGAGCUUCUGCUUGUGCCCUUGCAAACGGCUUGGCAAAGAAAGAUGAUAAAAAAGGUGCAGUAGUGUAUAACAGAUAUUACCAUGUGUUCAGUGAAGGUGAACUUGAAAGGUUAGCUUCUGAUAUCAGUAAUGCAGUAAUUGUUGAUCGAUUUUAUGACAAGUCAAACUGGUGCAUUGUUCUUGAGAAAACAGUAUGAGAGACCUGCUGGUUGAGUCAAUCUUGGCGAAUCUUUGAGCAAUAUACUUCAAUCUGGACAAGUGAGGCGCAAGCACUCAGAUUUUGAAUGAAAAGCUACUUGUAUUCAGGCAACUUAACCUGGGAGGGAUGUGCUAGAAUUUAUUGUCAGGCAUAGAAUUCUUGUACACAAGUAUCAAGGAUCAUGUUGGCCGCGUCGCCAUCCCUCCUUGAUUGCUUCAUCUUCCCUCCCGUUGUCUUUCUUUGGGGCUCCUACAGAGAGAAAGAUGCUUUGACUUUUUUUGACUGUUCAGUGAAAAUGUUUUGAUAAUUUUUCACAUGAGUUUAGAUCACUCUUGCAAGGAACAAUUGUUAAAUUCCUUGAUAAUGUUGUAAUUUGAUCUUCGGAAGAUCUUUGAUGAAGUUUAUGAAAUUGCGGCUGGAUGAAAAUUUUGUUUA